This is a messenger RNA of Ochlerotatus camptorhynchus, 353 nucleotides long. RefSeq names its product NADH:ubiquinone oxidoreductase subunit A3 (gene NdufA3). The transcript has a single exon. Bases 56 to 286 code for a protein of 76 amino acids. The record is from RefSeq and is a predicted model, not a curated record. NCBI's taxonomy places the organism in Eukaryota, Metazoa, Arthropoda, Insecta, Diptera, Culicidae.
AGGUUUUUAUUUAACUUUUUUUUUACUAUUUUAGUCAAUUUUCGAAACGUUUAACAUGGCAGCCAGUGCUCAAGCCAGCCGUGGCCUAACAGCCUUGUUCAAGAGAGGCUGGAAUGAAAUUCCGGAAGUUAUCGGCUCAUCGGUUGUGGCUCUGGUCGGAAUUGGCCUCACUUUUGUUGGCCUGAGCAACUACUACCGGAAAGAUUGCGAUAAUCGACGUUACAAAAUGGACUAUGUCGUUAUGCGCCCAGAAGAUCCACGUGCUGCCAGUAUUCGCAAGGAUUAAGAAGUUUCGGAUUGUUGAUGCUUUCCUUUUUAGUGGGAUAAUAAAUUGAAAAUUAUUUUAAAUAAAA